Messenger RNA from Hirsutella rhossiliensis, 1710 nucleotides. RefSeq names its product WD domain, g-beta repeat domain-containing protein. NCBI's taxonomy places the organism in Eukaryota, Fungi, Ascomycota, Sordariomycetes, Hypocreales, Ophiocordycipitaceae. Gene Ontology annotation, molecular function: protein binding. Gene Ontology annotation, cellular component: nucleus. Bases 1 to 1710 code for a protein of 569 amino acids. The transcript is spliced from 5 exons. The record is from RefSeq and is a predicted model, not a curated record.
AUGAGCCAAUCACAGCAACUUCCUCCGCCGCGACGGCCUGUUGGUUCUGGUGCGUAUGGUCAGGACGAGCUGCACAUGUCGGGCAUGGUGUCGAGCCCACAGGGCCCGCACCUGUCAUCAUCGCGGGACUACGCGCCCCAGAUCAAGCUUGAGCAGCCGCCACCGACGACGCAGCCUCCGUCCCAGCAUCAACAACCGCCCGGAGCCAUGUCGGCCAAUACGGCGCCAACUGCCCUCCCCACCAUCCACGGCUCCAUGUCGUCGACGCCGCAACAUCAGCCGUCCUCCCACGACUACCACACGUCCUCGAAGCCGUCUCUCACCAUGCCGCACUCUCACUCCUACUCCCGCUCCAGCCCUACCGCUGGCUACGAUGUUCCCCCCUCCUCGUACCAUGCAUACACCCCCACGACCCCGACCGGUCUCGCAGAUAUUCGGCCACGUGCCGAUUCGAGCAUGUCCGACAGCGCUGCCGGCACCGCAGCCCACGAUUUGGCUAACGCUCAGCCGGGGCCUAGCAACUACCUGGCCCCCUGGGCGGUCUAUGCCCUUGACUGGUGCAAGUGGCCGCCUCAGGGUACCGGCGCAGGGAAACUGGCCGUAGGCAGCUACCUCGAAGAUGGUCACAACUUUAUCCAAAUCCUCAAUAGCCAGGUGGUUCCGACCUCACAGGACGUAUACACCCCCGGCUCAUCCAAGUACAGCCUGGAGUUCACCAAGGUUGCGGAAGCGACUCAUUCCUACCCAGUCACCAGACUUUUGUGGGAGCCGCCGUCUUCGCAGAAACAGUCGACCGAUCUCCUGGCUACAUCUGGAGACCAUCUCCGGUUAUGGUCGCUGCCGUCGGAAUCGCCCGCAAACCCAGGGAGCACUAUCACACGAGCUACACGCGACACCUUGGUCAAUAAAUUGACUCCGCUGGCGUUGCUAUCCAACUCCAAAACGCCCGACCAUACUGCGCCGCUCACUUCGCUCGACUGGAACACUGUUUCUCCCAGUCUUAUCAUUACCUCCAGCAUCGACACCACCUGCACCAUUUGGGACAUUCCGUCAUUGACUGCCAAGACUCAGCUCAUUGCUCAUGAUAAGGAAGUCUACGACGUGCGAUUUUGCGCCAAUAGCGUUGAUGUCUUUGUCAGCUGUGGACAAGACGGAAGUGUUCGCAUGUUUGAUCUGCGAAGCUUGGAGCACUCAACCAUCAUAUAUGAGCCGACAGGCAAGGAGGACAGAGACAACAGUGGCCGCACCAGCCCCACAGCCGCACAACUCACCCCGUCAAGCCCGCCCCCUCUGUUGCGCCUGGCGACUUCACCACACGACACGCAUCUCCUGGCGACCUUUGCUCAAGACUCCAACAUCAUCCGCAUCCUAGACGUACGGCAGCCUGGUCAGGCACUACUGGAGCUCCGGGGCCAUUCCGGAUCCAUCAACUGCCUGGAAUGGUCGCCUUUGCGGCGAGGCACCCUGGCCUCUGGUGGUGACGAUUGCCAGGUCCUCGUGUGGGACCUCCUGACGUCGGGCUCCUCGACGGGCAGCCACCCACCCAACGGUGCCGCGCAGCAGGACAAUAACCGAGGCCCGGUCGCAUGCUGGGAAUGUGAUUACGAAGUCGGAAACCUUGGAUGGGCCCCUCAUUUACCUAACGCCGACUACGGCGAAUGGCUCGCCGUCGGCGCUGGCCGCGGCAUCUGGGGCACCCGACUGAUAUGA